This is a messenger RNA of Drosophila mauritiana, 1510 nucleotides long. It is a transcript of the gene Mo25, whose product is annotated as protein Mo25. Bases 317 to 1336 code for a protein of 339 amino acids. Gene Ontology annotation, biological process: intracellular signal transduction. The record is from RefSeq and is a predicted model, not a curated record. The transcript has a single exon. Lineage: Eukaryota; Metazoa; Arthropoda; Insecta; Diptera; Drosophilidae. Gene Ontology annotation, molecular function: protein serine/threonine kinase activator activity.
GAAACGUCGGCCAAUCGAAAUUGUUCAUCCCUGGAAGAAGACAAGAAAAAAAUAAUAUAUAAUAAUAGAAUAUUCCACCGUGAUAAUAUUGCCAAGCAUUGUUUUCCGCGUCUUCGCCGUCGUUAAUUGGGCAACAGUCAGAACGACCACAAAGCCAGCACUCGAAGCGCCCCGAACAGCAGGAUAAUCGGCAGAAAGUACGAGACAUCAUCGACAGGCUAACUAAACCACAACGACAACCACAUCCGCAACAAAAUCCCAAUCCAAAUCCACGUCCAAAUCCCAUUUCGAGUGAAACAGCGAGUGAGACAGUGAAAUGCCACUCUUCGGGAAGUCACAGAAGUCGCCAGUGGAGCUGGUCAAGUCGCUAAAGGAGGCGAUCAACGCCCUAGAGGCGGGCGACCGCAAGGUGGAGAAGGCGCAGGAGGACGUCAGCAAGAACCUGGUCUCGAUCAAGAACAUGCUGUACGGUAGCAGCGAUGCCGAGCCGCCGGCGGACUAUGUGGUGGCCCAGCUGUCUCAGGAGCUGUACAACAGCAACCUGCUGCUGCUGCUCAUCCAGAACCUGCACCGCAUCGACUUCGAGGGCAAGAAGCAUGUGGCGCUCAUUUUCAAUAAUGUGCUGCGCCGCCAGAUUGGCACCCGUUCGCCCACCGUCGAGUAUAUAUGUACGAAGCCGGAGAUCCUAUUCACCCUGAUGGCCGGCUACGAAGAUGCGCAUCCGGAGAUCGCACUGAACUCCGGUACCAUGCUGAGGGAGUGCGCCCGGUAUGAGGCGCUGGCCAAGAUCAUGCUGCACUCGGAUGAGUUCUUCAAGUUCUUCCGCUACGUGGAGGUUUCCACCUUUGACAUUGCCAGCGAUGCCUUUUCUACGUUCAAGGAGCUGCUCACGCGCCACAAGCUGCUGUGCGCGGAGUUCCUGGACGCCAACUACGACAAGUUCUUCUCGCAGCACUACCAGCGCCUGCUCAACUCGGAGAACUAUGUGACGCGGCGUCAGAGCUUGAAGCUGCUUGGGGAACUGCUGCUGGACCGGCACAACUUCACCGUGAUGACGCGCUACAUAUCCGAGCCGGAGAACCUCAAGUUAAUGAUGAACAUGCUCAAGGAAAAGUCGCGCAACAUUCAGUUCGAGGCGUUUCACGUCUUCAAGGUGUUCGUGGCCAAUCCCAACAAGCCGAAGCCCAUUCUGGACAUCCUGCUGCGCAACCAGACGAAGCUGGUCGACUUCCUGACCAACUUCCACACGGAUCGCUCCGAGGACGAGCAGUUCAACGACGAGAAGGCCUAUCUGAUCAAGCAGAUAAAGGAGCUGAAGCCGCUGCCCGAGGCUUAGUUGGACCUCCACCUCGGCUCCAACUUCACCUCCAGCUCCAGCGUCCCGGGGGCAAAAGGACCGUAGCCAGAAGCCAGAAGCGAUCGAUACGGAAGCAGGGAGAGCGAUGGUGGGUUAGCAGGAUGUGAACAUGUUUUGUGUGUGGGUUAAAGCAAAUAUAUAUUAUAUACUAUA